CUUUGUGUUUAUUGGACCAUGUUGUGUGUUAUGGAACUUUGUGUUUAUAUAAUAUGUUUUGUGUGACUAUGUAUGUUGUCAUGUUGUCUUGAUUAGAAGGAUGGAGGAGGACAAAGCGAGUAGCGCCGGAAGGGAUCAGAACAAACGCUAUUGGACUCCGGAGGAAGAUAAAGCUCUCAUCGUUGCUUUGAAUCUGUAUGGUGUCCCAUUCCCUUACUUGAAUGAAAUGGAGAGUAAUUAUGGGAUGGACUAUGCUACUGGAAAGUGUGUCAAGGGCUUUGUUGAAGCCGUUGAGAACUUGGAGAAAGAAGCUACUGUACCACUUAGCCUCGAAUCCAGUGAUGACGAUGUUGCUGCUGAUGGAUCUUCCGCCCCUCCUUUAAAGAAGGUGAAAAUAGAGUGAAACGUGAAAAGAGGAAGAAAGAGCGUUGAUACCGCUAAGGGAUCACGAAGUUCUGAAUUUAUCAAGUUUGAAAACUUUGCGAAUAAUAUGAAUGUUCAUCU
Cuscuta campestris is the source of this 504-nucleotide messenger RNA. Lineage: Eukaryota; Viridiplantae; Streptophyta; Magnoliopsida; Solanales; Convolvulaceae. The record is from the annotation of a GenBank genome assembly.